UUAACGUGUCGCUUUUCCUGAUUUGCCGGGGGCGACGGCGGAUGCACGGCGUAGGCCAAUCAGUGCAGAGAGGGUGGGGCGGUCGGCGCCUGACUGGCAAGUCUCUAGCCCAAUUGGCCAAGGGUCUGCCGGCCGCCGUCGACCAGUCAGGUUGAAGCGCGCGGGUGGGGACUUUGGCGGGAAGAAUGGAGCUCGAGAGCGGCGAGGGGAGAGGGAGUGGAGUAACGGUCACCCCCGAGGGAGGGCGGGAGAGCGCGGAGGCCGCCCCGCCUGAGGGGGAGGGGGACCGGGGAGGGGUGACCCCGCCGUCCGCGGCGCUGGACACUUUAUCCGGAUCGGGGGCGGACACUCCGGCCUCGGACUCAAAAAGGCUGAGACUGUUCAAAGCGGCGAUAGAUACCACAGUGGAGAAGCUUCUAGAAACCGCCAGCUUUGAGAGAUUUGCUCAGUGCUUUCAACCUGUUUACAAAAUUCAGCCACAGUUCACACAUAGUGUCUACAAGCAGCUUAUUUCUCAACUCCAGACCUCUAUCCAGGAAGAAGUCAGUCAGAUCUCUGAAGAUGGACUGUUUGAACGAGCACUCCCUAAAUUGGAUCAGUUGGAACGUGAAUCUGAAGCACGUACAGACCCUGCGUGGCGUCCCACAGGCUCCCCAGCUGUGGACCUACGGACGCACCUGGUGCCAUACCUGCUACAACAGCGUGAUUACCUGCGCCUGAAACUGAAGAGGGCAAAGGAGGAGAAUGCAGCUCUGGCACAGUCAGUCCUCGAGGGCAGGAGCAGGGUCGAAUCAUUGGUGCGAGUGCGAGACGAGCAAUGUCAGCGUUGGCAGCAAUGUACUGAACUCUGUCGUCAAUUUCAGUUGGACGAACACUGAACAAGUGAAGGUGGCCGAUGUCUGAAUGCUGUUGUUGACUUCCAAGUGUUUUUAUAAUUUUUGAUGUGUUCAUGUACCUUCACUCACAUUCUGUGAUCUUCAGAGAUGAACCGGCCUAGCUCAAAGUCCCUGUAUACCUCAAUAAAUAACUGAUGAGGUAAAUGGUACCCAGGUAGGAAGGGUAAAUGAAUGGUAUGUGUAAAGUAGAGAAAGGAAUAGCAAUGACAUAGUGACUGUCCUUUUCCUCUGCAGACUGAAUUGCUCUGCUGGCUGACUGCAGCCCAUGUGAUAAAAUUAAAGGGCAGUCACACCAGCUGUUCAAGAUAGUAUAGAGGAAGCAUUACUCUCUAUCUAACCCUAUGAUUGAUGUGGACAAUGUAGAGAGAGCUUUAUUUUAAGUUUAAAAGCACAGAGGGAGCUUUACUCUACCUAACCCUGUACUGACAGUGUUUGAUGGGAACAGUAUAGAGUGGGUUAUUUCUGCCACAGUAUCCCUCAACUUGAUGGAUAAAAAGAUCCCUUAAACCUGGAUGUUUGGCCUCUGCUUUGAGGUUUGAAUUUGAAAGUCAAUCUCUGUUGCUGUAUAUUGGUAAUUUUAUUUUGUUCAUUUUCUCUUUUCUGUAUAAUCUUGCUUCCAAUGUUACUGGAAGUGUUGGCCAAGUCUGGGUUUGUAUUGUUGUGGUUGAUCGCUCCUUUAACCUCCCAACAAAGGUACCUGUAAGGGGUCCUUACCCUUGUAUCAUUGAAUUGGCUCACUGUCUGUGUUAGGCUCUGAGCUGACUGGGGGAGAGUUUUAAAUCGAGCAGUGGUAUGCCAAAACUGCAUCUAAUCUUGAGACCAGAGGUAUACCAGAGCCGCUGUACAUACACCUUGUGUCUGGAUGGAUGAUCCCAUCUCAGUUUGGUCUAUUUAUUAAGCAGUGUCUCCUACCAGUCUGGGAGUAUGUGAGUGUAUGCAGAUACUCUGAAACUCAGCUGAAACCAACAGCCUGGUAUCUCACUCGCUCAGUUCUAUCGCACUAUCCAGCCGCUCAUUCUACCAUGUGACCAACAACUUCAACACACCAACGGUGGCAUCUGUACUGUCACUGCAGAGAACAUUGUCUGCACUAUCUGCACUAAUUUUCUUCUAGGGCAGUGUUUAGGACGGCUGUGAAAUUUGUCAUGGGGUGGGUGGUUGGUGGGCAAGGAAUUAUCAGUGUAAAUUUGUGUUUGCAUUAAACCGAAGCUAAAA
Molecule: messenger RNA, 2111 nt
Organism: Hemiscyllium ocellatum (epaulette shark)
Lineage: Eukaryota; Metazoa; Chordata; Chondrichthyes; Orectolobiformes; Hemiscylliidae
Gene: pmf1
Product: polyamine-modulated factor 1
Exons: 5
Coding region: 186-878 (230 amino acids)
Biological process (GO): chromosome segregation
Cellular component (GO): MIS12/MIND type complex
Source: RefSeq, a predicted model, not a curated record